AUGUCGGUCGUAUUCUUCCUGCCAGCCUUCGUCUCUCCGUUCAUGCCCACGGCUCUUGGCAAGUUCGUACUGCUCAUCGAUGUCAUCUUCUCGUAUCUGUGGCUCACUGCAUUUAUCUUUGCCGCCCAAGAUUACAACCGCCAUGACUGCCGCCUCAACGCUCCCCCAGGAAUCUCCUGCUCCAAGAAGAGGGCCAACGAAGCAUUCAUCUUCCUGACUUUCAUCUUUACCUUCUUCGGCAUGUUCCUCGAGGUCCUUGGUCUCUGGGCUUACCGCCGCGAGAAUGUCCCAGUCCGCGAAAAGACCGGCGGUGCUCACGGCGGUCCCGCUGAUGCCCCAGUCGCCACAGCCUAA
This is a messenger RNA of Aspergillus oryzae RIB40, 354 nucleotides long. RefSeq lists its product as uncharacterized. Gene Ontology annotation, cellular component: membrane. The transcript is spliced from 3 exons. The record is from RefSeq and is a predicted model, not a curated record. NCBI's taxonomy places the organism in Eukaryota, Fungi, Ascomycota, Eurotiomycetes, Eurotiales, Aspergillaceae. Bases 1 to 354 code for a protein of 117 amino acids.